Dufourea novaeangliae is the source of this 1332-nucleotide messenger RNA. Its product is annotated as protein FAM49B. The transcript is spliced from 6 exons. Gene Ontology annotation, biological process: regulation of actin filament polymerization. NCBI's taxonomy places the organism in Eukaryota, Metazoa, Arthropoda, Insecta, Hymenoptera, Halictidae. The coding region runs from base 53 to 1042 and encodes 329 amino acids. Gene Ontology annotation, molecular function: small GTPase binding. The record is from RefSeq and is a predicted model, not a curated record.
AUGCCUUUCAUGUUGUAAGUAACGCUCGAGCGAAGAGAGCCUCAGAUCGAAGAUGGGAAAGCUUUUAAGUCUUCUGGCUCGAGAUGAGUCUACCUGUUGCACCGCUCAAAAAUAUGACGUCUUUCUGGAUUUUGAAAACGCACAACCUUCUGACAUAGAACGAGACACUUUUGAAGCGGUGCAAAGGGUUCUGAAAAAUUCAGAAUCUAUCUUGGAGGAGAUUCAGUGCUACAAAGGGGCUGGGAAAGAAAUCAGAGAGGCGAUUUCGGCGCCUACGGAAGAGUGUCAGCGAAAAGCCUAUCUGACCGUUGCUCCUCUUGUUGCAAAGUUGAAAAAAUUCUAUGAAUUUUCGUUGGAACUCGAAAGGGUGGUACCGAAAAUUCUCGGUCAGCUGUGUUCAGGGAAUCUCUCCCCGACCCAGCAUCUCGAGACCCAACAAGCAUUGGUGAAACAGCUAGCCGAAAUCUUGGAAUUCGUUUUAAAAUUCGACGAGCAUAAAAUGAAGACGCCCGCCAUUCAGAACGAUUUCAGUUACUAUCGGAGAACGCUGACUAGGGCAUCAUUGACAAGGCAGGACACCGCUGAAAAGGAUCUCGUGGUCGGAAACGAGCUCGCCAAUCGAAUGUCCUUGUUCUACGCCCACGCGACACCCAUGCUUCGCGUUCUGAGUCACGCGACCAUUACUUUCUUGAUGGACAACGAAGAUGUAGCACGCGAAAAUAUCACGGAAACACUUGGCACCAUGGCCAAAGUUUGCUUACGCAUGUUAGAAAAUCCUAAUCUUCUGGCGCAGUUCCAACGAGAGGAGACUCAACUCUUUGUUUUAAGAGUAAUGGUUGGGUUGGUGAUCCUUUAUGAUCACGUUCAUCCUCAAGGUGCCUUUGUUAAGGGUUCAAAUGUUGACGUUAAAGGGUGUGUGAAAUUACUGAAAGAUCAACCGCCUUGCAAGAGCGAAGGUCUUUUGAACGCUCUUCGUUAUACAACCAAACACCUGAACGAGGAGAACACGCCGAAAAAUAUAAAGAACCUGCUGGCCGCAUGAUUACCGAAGCAACGCGGCUGCUGUAUCAGAAGCUGAGACAGCUGGUUGCUACUCUUCCAGAACCUGUACGGUGUGAUGCAUCGCGUAUAUGUAUCACCACGAGGACACGUUGAAGAAGACAUCCUCGAGUUUCCACGUGAACCAAGCUAUCACGGGCUGGGUGGUGGAUCAGAAAACGCGUCUUUCGAACCGAGUUUAAAUACUGCCCGGAAAACUGCCGACUUCUGCAAAUAAAAAAUAAAAAAAAAAAAAAAAUAAAAAAAAAAAGAAAUACCUUCGACGAAAGGAAA